AUGUUUGGAAUUAAGUGCAAGCCAAAGAAUUUAACCGAGUCAUUGUUGCCGAUUUUGACGUUCAACUGGAUUUUCGGUCAUCAAAUGAUCAGAUAUUCUGCAAGUGGUUUUAAUUUUGCCCAAAAAUUUUUAUACUUAAUUUUCAUUAUAAGCAUUUAUGGCUCUAUUUUAACUUAUAUAGCAUUGUGGUACAGCAAUAGUGCUCACACGUUUAACAAUAAUGUUCGAAUAUACUUUUUAGUUGUUUUAGUCAAUUUUUUAAUACUGGCAGUUAAUAUUUUCUUUGGCCGAUUUUAUAGAAAUAGAGCGUGUAUAAUCAAUAAAAAAAUUUCAAAAAUAGACAAAAGUCUUGAAUAUUUGGGAGUUCCCGUUAACAGACAACAAAGUUACAAUUAUUCAUUGAAGCUAAUCGUCAUUUGGAUAAUAAGCGUUUUUAUACUUAACAUCAUCGUAGCUUUGUUAUCAAGUGUUCAAAUUAAAGGCUUUCUCAGGAAGAUUAUGAUGGCGUUUAUUAUCCAACAUCCAAUGCACGUAAAUGCUUUAAUUGAUUUUACAUUUUGUUCAUUAAUUUUACUCAUGAAGCUUCGAUUCAAAUCUGUUAACGAAGCGCUUUUGAAGUUCCGAAUUAUAUAUAGUUACAAUUUACCAGUCAUUAACUUGAAUAGAGAAGUAAACAAUCAUUUUACUCGUCAAAAAACACCGGAGCAUUCUUUCGUUGUUUUUAAAAUUCUAAAAAACGCGCAUUUAGAACUGACAAAUAUUUGUAAUGAUAUCACCGAAAUAUUUGAAUGUCAAUUGAUUAUGACAAUACUUUCGUCGUUUAUAUUGAUAACGACAAUGCUCUACAAUGUAUAUUCUUCGAAUGUAAAUGAAGAAAUUACAUUUAUUCAAAAAGUAUCCUACAGUAUAAUUUUUACAAGUUGGGUUUUGCACAGUAGUUUUAAAUUUAUCUUCAUUAAUUAUACCUGUUCCGGAACAAUAUGUGAGUGGAAGCGAACCGGUAAACUAAUUCAUAAACUGGAAAUAAAAUCACAUGGUACUGAUUUCAGUGAAGAAAUUCAGCGAUUUUCAAUCCAAAUUAUUAAAAAUCCAUUAAUCUUCACACCUUGCGGAUUAAUAAAUCUCAGUUACAAAUUAAUACGAAAUUUUGCUGGAUCAAUAACGACUUACCUUGUGAUUGUAAUCCAAUUGAGCGACGAAGACAACCAUUAA
This is a messenger RNA of Cotesia congregata, 1212 nucleotides long. Lineage: Eukaryota; Metazoa; Arthropoda; Insecta; Hymenoptera; Braconidae. The record is from the annotation of a GenBank genome assembly.